GUUAUAAAUUAUUCCUAAUCUUGCUGUGAUCAGAAAAUGGUAGCUUUGAAACGAGUACCCCUAUCCUUCGUUCGAAAUACGUCAACAACGACAGCAACGUCCACAAAAGCAGCUGGAGAUAUAAGCUCUGUUUUCCCAUCAUUGUCUGGGAAAGCACCAGAUCCACUUCCGCCGCGUUUUCAAACUCUUAAAACCCAACUGUCUACAGGGAGAGAACAAGUCUUGACCGACUCCUGGUCACGGCUCUUGGAUUCCCUUCGAGAAGAAGUCAAGAAGAUUAAAGCACUGGGAAGUGACGCCAUUCCUUCAAUUAGCUAUAGAGAUAUACAAAAUGGAACCCUGACCCAAGAGCAACUGAACAAUAUCCGCCAUCGUGGCUCCGUGGUCAUCCGAGGUGUGAUUCCCAAGGAAACUGCUCUCAAAUACAAAGAAAAAGUCAGAGAAUACAUAAAAUCCAACAAAGAAAGAGUUAAAGCAUUCCCAAAUGACGACCCAGCGGUAUACGAGCUCUACUGGGCUCCAAGCCAAGUCCAUGCCCGAACGCAUCCAGGAAUGAUAAACACGCAAAAGUUCCUCGCAAAGUUGUGGUACUCCUCCAAUCCGCUCUCUCAAAUAUCAACUACGCAUCCCCUCAUGUACGCAGAUCGGUUUCGUAUUCGUAACCCGGGCGAUGCGAAAUUCGCCUUAGGGCCCCAUUCUGAUGGUGGAUCGCUCGAACGGUGGGAAGACCCCGAAUAUCGUCGAUGUUAUUCUAAGAUCUUAGAAGGGAAAUGGGAGGAGUACGACCCGUUCGAUGCAAACCACCGCAUUUCCGCCCAUCAAGAUCUUUACAAUGGUGCUGGGGCAUGUUCAAUGUUUCGCUUCUUCCAGGGCUGGUUGAGCAUGUCGUCUACGGGUCCAGGUGAAGGAACGUUGAAGAUUUACCCAUUGCUCAGACAUGCUACAGCAUAUUUGGUGCUUAGACCUUUCAUGACUACUGGAUCUAUUAAAUAUCUUAAUGCUGAGUUUCCUGGAGCUGUGCCUGGAGCUUGCCAGGAGUAUAACAACAAGACACAUCCGGAUCUCGACUUGGCUGAUACCAUGUGCUCUGUACCUCACGUAGAGCCAGGAGACUAUGUUGCAUGGCAUUGUGAUUCCAUUCACUCUGUUGAUAAGGAACACCAUGGGCAAGGGGAUUCUAGCGUACUGUAUAUUCCAGUAUGCCCUUUGACAUCGUCUAAUGCCCAGUACUUGGUUAGACAGCGUGAGGCAGCCUUGAAAUUCAGCCCACCUCCUGAUUUUCCAGAUGCCGGUGGUGUCGGCGAGCGAGGCUUUGUUGGUCAGCUUGAUUGGGAUACAGUCUCGGAUGAGGGGUUACAUGCCAUGGGUAUGGGUUCAAACACAUGGACAACUGAGGAAAAUAUGUCUGAUGGUGAAAAGGCAGUAAUUGAAACUGCAAACAGAAGAUGCUUUGGUUGA
Messenger RNA from Talaromyces stipitatus ATCC 10500, 1458 nucleotides. RefSeq names its product DUF1479 domain protein. The coding region runs from base 37 to 1458 and encodes 473 amino acids. The record is from RefSeq and is a predicted model, not a curated record. The transcript has 3 exons. NCBI's taxonomy places the organism in Eukaryota, Fungi, Ascomycota, Eurotiomycetes, Eurotiales, Trichocomaceae.